GUGGGCAGGGGGUGGGGAGGAUGGCAGAGGCCCGGGCUGCUGCUGCUGCUGCUGCUGCUGCUGCUGCUGCUGCUGCUGCUGCGGGGAGACCCGGAGGCAGAACGACCCCCCUGGCAUCUCAGCCUGUGACCACCUCCCCCCGCCCCCCGUCCCCUCCCUGAACGGUACCUCUGGCCCGCAAAGCGCUCCGCUGGCCACCUCUCCAGCAGAUGCGCGCCCGCAUCGGGGGCUCGCCUCCAUCCUCCUGCGGGGACUGAGAUGCCCCCUCCGCCCCCUCCUCCCAGAACUUAACGCCCCCCUCCCCGGGCCCCUUCCCCCCUUCCCCUCUUUCUCCUCGUCCGGGGGGGGCGCGAAGAGAUGCUGCAAAGCCUGGCGCACCCUCGCCCCGCGCUCCUGCAGGCUGAAGGUGACUCUCUCCUCCGACCGGCCCGGGUCCCGUGAGUGGCGAGGGGUGGGCUGUGGACCGGACGCCCCUUCCCCCCCCCCCCCCCCCCCCGGUGGGGGCCCCGGCCUGGCCGAGUGGGGCUUGGCGCAUGUGCCCGGGUGCAUGAGUUCGGCGGCGAAGGGGCGCAGGAAGCGCCCGGCCCGGUCCUUGCGCCCCUCUCUCUUCCAGCUCAGCAAGCCCCCCCGGCCCGGAGGGGACUGCGACUCGGACAGCGUCCCCCAGACCCAGAGAGCCCUGGACCACUGCAAGAUGCUGGUCCAAGAAUUCAACACCCAAGUGGCUCUGUACCGAGAGCUGGUCAUUUCCAUUGGGGACGUUUCGGUCAACUGUCCAUCUCUUCGGGCUGAGAUGCACAGGACGAGGACCAGAGGUUGUGAGAUGGCCCGCCAGGCCCACCAAAAACUUGCAGCCAUCUCUGGCCCUGAAGACGGUGAAAUCCACCCUGAAAUCUGCCGACUUUACAUCCAGUUGCAGUGUUGCUUAGAAAUGUACACCACAGAGAUGCUCAAGUCCAUAUGCCUGCUAGGAUCUCUUCAGUUUCACCGGAAAGGGAAAGAACCUGGUGGGCUACUCCCCAAGAGCACUGACUGUAAAGCCGAAGAGAGUUCUGAAGUACCUAUAUUAGAAGACACAUCGUCAUCACCAGUGGCUCCAUACCAUUCUUGGCAGGUUUCCACAGAUAUUGAAAACACGGAAAGAUAUGCGAGAAAUGAAAAACCUUUUAAGCAAACUCAGGGAGACUAUGCCUUUACCAUUGAAAAAUCAAGGUGA
Messenger RNA from Ornithorhynchus anatinus (platypus), 1216 nucleotides. It is a transcript of the gene RGS7BP, whose product is annotated as regulator of G protein signaling 7 binding protein. Gene Ontology annotation, biological process: G protein-coupled receptor signaling pathway. Lineage: Eukaryota; Metazoa; Chordata; Mammalia; Monotremata; Ornithorhynchidae. Gene Ontology annotation, cellular component: nucleus; postsynapse; neuron projection. The record is from RefSeq and is a predicted model, not a curated record.